AUGAUGUACCCUAAAGGAGUCUUCCAGGAGGAAGGAGAGUUGACUUUGUACAUGAAUGCGUCUCAUCACGUAACCAGUGGUCCAAAGGAGAAAACAUUGGCCGUCUAUAAACUGCGAGUGUUAGACCAACUCCAUCGCAACCACUAUGAACAAAAGUACACUAGAUGGUUUCGCUAUGAUCCGGACCGUCUAGAUCACAUUUGGUUGACGGAUUACCUUGAUGUGCCAAUGAACAAACUCAAGGAACCUUCGUGGGGAUUUCUGGCGAACGAUCAGAUAUAUGUCGGUGUUGAGUUCUUACUUUUGUCCACUACCGAGGAUCUCUGA
This is a messenger RNA of Arabis nemorensis, 327 nucleotides long. The record is from the annotation of a GenBank genome assembly. NCBI's taxonomy places the organism in Eukaryota, Viridiplantae, Streptophyta, Magnoliopsida, Brassicales, Brassicaceae.